CCACGGGACCGGGGCAAAUGACUUCAAGCGGUCCUGGAUCUUCCAUAAAACCGUCCCCUUCACUCAAUCUCGUCUCAGCAGCUGCAGCUAAAACCAAGUACGGUGCAUGGCACCCUGCCACUUAACGGAUCUCACUGGAAUAUCGUUUGGAAAAAGUAAUAUGGAAGUUCUGCGCCCACAGCUUAUAGUAAUUGAUGGACGGGCUUAUAGGAAGAAUCCUAUACAAGAAAAGACUUGUCAGCAUGAAGAAGAAGAUGAGGAUUUCUAUCCAGGUUUCAUGGAAGGUGCAGAAGAGCCCUGUGAUACCUACGAGGUGGUGCCAACCCAGCACGGUUUUCGAUGCACAGUGAAGGCCCCGAGCCUGCUCUACAAGCAUAUAGUUGGAAAGAGAGGGGACACACGGAAGAAACUAGAAAUGGAGACUAAAACUUCAAUUAGCAUUCCUAAGCCUGGACAAGAAGGAGAGAUUGUGAUCACUGGCCAGCAUCGCAGUGGUGUAAUUUCUGCACGGACACGAAUUGAUGUUCUUUUGCUCACCUUUCGGAGAAAGCAGCCCUCUACUCAUUUCCUGUCCUUUUUCCUCAAUGAAGUUGAGGUUCAGGAACGAUUCCUGAAAUUCCAGGAGGAAGUGCUAGAGAAAUGCUCCACGGAUGAUGGGGUUGAUAGCACAAUUUUCCAGAAUCCCCAGAAGCUUCAUCUAACUAUCGGGAUGUUGGUGCUCCUGAGUGAGCAGGAGGUCCAGCAGACGUGUGAGAUGCUCCAGCAGUGUAAAGAGGAGUUCAUUGAUGACAUUUCCGGGGGCAAACCUUUGGAAGUGGAGAUGUCGGGGAUAGAGUACAUGAAUGACGACCCUGGCAUGGUGGAUGUCCUUUAUGCCAAAGUCCAUAUGAAGGAUGGUUCCAACAGGCUGCAGGAGUUGGCUGACCGAGUGCUGGAACGUUUUCAGACAUCUGGAUUCAUAGUGAAAGACUGGAACAGUGUGAAACUCCACGCCACAGUCAUGAACACGCUCUUCAGGAAGGACCCCAAUGCCGAAGGCAGGUACAAUCUCUACACAGCGGAUGGCAAGUAUAUCUUCAGGGAGAGAGAAUCGUUUGACGGCAGAAACAUUUUAAAGCAAUUUGAGAACUUCUACUUUGGUACCCUGAAGCUCAAUUCAAUUCACAUCUCCCAGCGGUUCACAGUGGACAGCUUUGGCAACUACGCUUCCUGCGGCCACGUUGACUUCUCCUGAGGUGGAGCGGGGGAGCACUGGGUCUUCGGCGGCACCUCCAGGCCGAGGAGGACAGCUUCGUUCCGAGCUGAAGGUGGCUCGGGAAUUCCACAUGGGACGGACGGUUCAGAGCGGCUCUCCGCAGACACUGGUGGACACUGCUCGCCUCUGAUGGCUGCCCACGUCCACUGCACUGUCAGGCAGGGGGUGGUGGGCAUGAGGAUUUGGCCUGCAAACCUGGGCCUGUACAUCUUUCCCAGGGUCUGUCUUUCCUCAUAAAGCUCUUUGGAAAUGGGGCUGCACUUGGCUGGGCCUCGGGUUUGCGAGGUUUCCCAUACCGCUGAUGAUUUUACCCCGGCUAUUAAACUCUUC
Sorex fumeus (smoky shrew) is the source of this 1585-nucleotide messenger RNA. RefSeq names its product activating signal cointegrator 1 complex subunit 1 (gene ASCC1). The record is from RefSeq and is a predicted model, not a curated record. Gene Ontology annotation, biological process: DNA alkylation repair; regulation of DNA-templated transcription. Gene Ontology annotation, molecular function: RNA binding. Lineage: Eukaryota; Metazoa; Chordata; Mammalia; Eulipotyphla; Soricidae. The transcript is spliced from 10 exons. The coding region runs from base 107 to 1234 and encodes 375 amino acids. Gene Ontology annotation, cellular component: nucleus.